Molecule: messenger RNA, 1596 nt
Organism: Brassica napus (rape)
Lineage: Eukaryota; Viridiplantae; Streptophyta; Magnoliopsida; Brassicales; Brassicaceae
Product: B3 domain-containing protein REM9-like
Exons: 4
Coding region: 296-1045 (249 amino acids)
Molecular function (GO): DNA binding
Source: RefSeq, a predicted model, not a curated record
UCGAGUUUUUAGGCCCGAAUGAUUUAAAGAAAAUGAAAAAUGGGUUUUAAUCGACGAACCGGGCCUUACGCUUGAACCCGUAAGAGGCGAGUUCAUGCCACGCGUCGGGCGCUGAGUGGCUUCUCCUUUCCGCGUUGACGACGAGGUCGAAAGGGUUUCCGCGUAACGCGAUUCAUUUGUCUCCUCUCUGAAAAACCUAGGGUUUCUUUCCGCGGAGGCGACACACCGUGCGACGGCGAAUUCCGGAGGUUUUCUCCAUCAAAUCGACUCUGUAAUCUCUUCUCGACGCUCUUAGAUGGAAACUCCCCGAGAACCUCAUUUCUUCAAGCCUCUUCUUCCUGGUUUUCACAGUGGCGUGGCAAUACCACUUGAAUUCUACUCAAAACACAUACAAGGGGCUGAGAUCAAUAAACCAUGGAAGCUAAGAUCGGACGCUUCGGAUCAAAUUUGGGAGGUGAUCCGAGAAGGCAGGACACUCACCAAAGGUUGGAAAGAGUUCACCGAAGCACAUGAUCUUCGAAUCGGUGACAUUGUCAUCUUCAAACACGAAGGAGACAUGGUCUUUCAUGUGACACCUUUUGGUCCUAGCUGUUGUGACAUUCAGUAUACACAUCCUCACAUCGUUAAGGAAGAAGCCGACGCGGAUGAUGCUCCUACUUUCUCAUACGACUACUGUUUCUUGGCUGAGGUUACUGCUACAAAUCAAAAGGACGACAAAAUGUUUCUUCCUGUGGAAGCUAUGAGGUGUGGUGCUUUGAACCAACAAUGCAAAGAGGUCAAACUUGUCAACAAGGAGGGAAAGUCAUGGACUGCGCGCUUCGGAUUUAGCGAAUCAGACGGCGCAUAUUACAUCAGCAGAGGGUGGAGAAAGUUCUGUCGUGAUAACAGAUGCACCAACGGAGAUUUGUUUGUGUUCAACGUGGUUGGAGACGGGACGACAACUCCAUUACUGUGUGUAUGUCCGGAAAGGAAGGAGUGUACUGAACUACUGAUCAAGCACUUCAGCAGAAUCGAUGGUAGCAUUGCUUCUACCUCACGAAAUUAGAUGGCUCUUUUGCGGUUUUUCCUCUCUAUCAUCUGAACUUGUUUCUUUUUGUUUCAUUAGCAACUUAUCAACUUAUGUAUUUCGGUUUGUAAAACUUGAAUGGUUUUUCUAUGUGAACUUUUAUGCUAAGUUAAACAUUCUCGAACUUAAUUGCUUUGUUGAAUGCGUAGACUGAUCAUCGAACAAAAUGUUUCUAUGAAUUGAAUUUAAGUUAAGAAACAACAUAAACUCCAAAACUCUAACAUACCUUUUCUACAUCUGAAAACACAAACCAAAAUAUUAAAACAUAUCUCAAAACCAAAACUUAAACUCCAAAACUAAAACAUAGGUUGAAUAAAAUGUUUUCAUAAAUUUUAUAAUAUAUUUUAAUAUUGUAUUCAUGUAUUCUGAAUAAUUUUAAAUUUUUUUAAAAAAUUAAAAAAUAUUAUUAUUUUAUUCCUAUGAACUCCUUCUUCGGGUUCACUAAUGCAGAAAACAACAAAUUCGGGUUCAUAACUGUUCAUGGACCCACAAAAAAAUAUUAAAAAAUUUUGGUGAACCCCUAAGUGGGG